Macrosiphum euphorbiae (potato aphid) is the source of this 531-nucleotide messenger RNA. The record is from the annotation of a GenBank genome assembly. NCBI's taxonomy places the organism in Eukaryota, Metazoa, Arthropoda, Insecta, Hemiptera, Aphididae.
AUGUGUGAAGACUACGAUAAGGUUCUGGAAAAUAAAAUAUCUGGCUACUGUAAUUCUUUAAAUAAAAAAUGGACAUCAUCAAAACGCACUUUAAAUGUUUUUAGAAAAUAUAAUGGAAAAUGGUUAAAUUUUAAUUUUAAUAUUGGUCUACCACCACGUGAACUUCAUUGUAACCUUUCAACUUCCGAAAUGUCUUUACCUUCAACAUCGACGGUCAAUGGUGUAAGGCCAAUUAAACCAUUUAUUCAAAGUUCCGAUAAGACUAAAAGACGAAAAAUAAAAUCAAUUUUAAAUGAAAACUCGAAAGAUAAAAUUAUUUUUGCAACCAAAACAAUUUUAUAUUCUGAUGGAAAUCGCGCAGCAGCUGACCUGCUUAAACAAAGUACAAAAUAUUCUCCACAACGUGCCUUAAAAAUCAAACACACUUAUAAUAAUAGAUUAUCUGUAGUUAAACCUUAUACAGCAGAUGAAGCGUUGGCUUUGAUAAUUGACGCUAAAUUAACAAAGUUUAGCUACUCAACUCAAUGUUAA